Molecule: messenger RNA, 1017 nt
Organism: Ostertagia ostertagi
Lineage: Eukaryota; Metazoa; Nematoda; Chromadorea; Rhabditida; Trichostrongylidae
Source: the annotation of a GenBank genome assembly
AUGCGGUUCUCCGAGUCCAGUUUCUCACGAUUCUCAGAGGAUGCUCUGUUCUUUCCCUAUUUCGAGGAAGGCAUUCUCCCACUUCGCGUCUUCAAGCCCACCACAAAGGAGAAGAUCUUUAAAGUGAACCUAGCUGCCGUCAACUGCUUGAUCGAUGACAAGCGGACACACAUGCUUACGACAACCGUCCCCAGCAUGUCCGCUUUCUCCCUGUGGUUUGACUUUACCAUCUGGGCAUGUCGUCCGAGUGCGGAUGGACGACUCAACGUCCAGUCUAUCUAUGGGUCACUGGUUCUCAUUCCCGCGGGAACUGACCCGCUCUACGAGCUCAUCUCGAAGCGACAGCUCUUUGCUCGUUUCGAAAACAAUUCACGAGUCGCGUUUGAGCAUGUUGCUGCCUCAGUAGUGGUCGGACCUUUCAACUGCGUCCGGACCAAAACACCGCCCUUCAAAUGGGUGAUCAUCUGCUGCCGAUUCUCGUUAUACAGGCCGCUUUCAGCACCGAAAAAAGAAGUCGGAGUGCUUAUCGCUGCCCGCACGUACGCUUCUUUAGAGCAAGGUCUAACUGCCACCACCGCGACCAACAACGCCGUGGCCCAAUUUAGUGACACCUUGCUGCAGCUUGACGACAACAAGGAUCAGGCGAUCUUGCGCCUUGAUCGAUGGCGCCCCCUAGACUCCGGUCGACCUCCACACGGUACUCAGUCGGAACUACUCGAUUGUCUGAUGUUCAAUCCUAAUCUGGCCAUCGACGUGUCGGACGCAGAACAGGAUGAACAUCGACUGACGGAAUGCUACAUUUCUCAAUCGACGCAUGACGCGACGACAUCAUGUUCCGCGUUCGUCCACCAGCUGUCCUCUGCAUCACACGCUUGCAGCGGACUGCAUCUUUUGUGGCACGCUGGACAAGUUUACCACGACUUAUCGGCACGAGGCUUCUCAAAUUUCGGAACUAGCCCGGGUAGUCCUUGCCACCCACCUGCCACAAACUCGCCGCAUCCACAUCCACAUCGGUGA